Molecule: messenger RNA, 2541 nt
Organism: Entamoeba invadens IP1
Lineage: Eukaryota; Evosea; Mastigamoebida; Endamoebidae
Product: Rho/RAC guanine nucleotide exchange factor, putative
Exons: 1
Coding region: 1-2541 (846 amino acids)
Molecular function (GO): guanyl-nucleotide exchange factor activity
Source: RefSeq, a predicted model, not a curated record
AUGCAAGUCGGCAGCAGCUCGUCAUCAUCAUCGGACUUGACCAACCCGAACCAAAACAGUCCUGUUUUGUCCCAGCGACAAAAUGUGGUCAGAGAGAUCUUGAGUACUGAAGAGAGCUAUGUCAAAUCAUUAUCGAUAUGUGACAAUUAUAGAACGUCAAUGUUAAAGAAUGCUUCAAAGAUUAACCCAAGAGAGGUGGAGACUAUAUUCUACUCCUUCAAUGACGUUUUUGCGUGUAACAAGAAAUUUGUGAUGAACCUUUCGAAUAGUUUUAAACAGAACAACCUCGACAAUGAAGUCGGAAAGAUCUUUCUCGGGUACGCCCAGUCGUUUUUGGCUUACACCAACUUUUACAUCAACCAUGACAAAGCCACUGAACACAUUAAACGACUUAAAUCGGACUCAAAGGUCUCUUCCUUGAUGGAGGAAAUACAAAACAGUGUCUCCGUGCAACAACAACUUGACUUGAUCGACUACUUUAUCAUGCCGAUCCAAAGACUCCCAAGGUACAAAUUACUCCUGGAACAGUUGAUUAAAUUCACGCCACCAACACAUUGCGACUUUGAUAAUAUCACUAAAGCGUACACUUCGAUAGGAAACGUCGUUACAGAAAUCAACAAAAAGAUGUUAAACGAGAGAAGUAUAGUGGAGCUUGAAAGUCUCCGAUGCUUGUUUUCGAAGAAGGAGAAAUUCGAGUUGGUCAAGGAAAAUCGACGAUUUAUCAUGCAAAAGAAAAUUACACAAGUCACCCAUAACGGCGCAGAGAAGAGAGUUCUCUUCUUACUCUCAGACUGUUUGCUCUUGACAAAGAGAGAGGACAGACUCCUCAAAAUACGAUAUGUAGUGGAACUCGACAAAUUCAAAUUCUUCGAAAUUGACAAACCAAAGGCGGUGCAGAUCUUCAGUAACGUCAAAUCGUGUUUAAUAGAAUUCGAGUCAGAAGACGCCCUCACUCAAUUCAAAAAUUCGAUAACAAAUGUCCUUUUGAAAAUUGAUAAAAAGGAGUUUUUAUGUUCGCCAUUAGUAGUGCAAUCUUCCGAUAUAACCAACUGCACAAGAUGUGGAGUGGAUUGCACGCGAAGGAGGAAGAAAAUGUACUGCAAAAAAUGCAAAUUAUUUGUGUGUCCGAGGUGUUGGAACCACGACGAGAAGUGUUGUGUUGCGUGUCAGAAUACUAUUUGUAGAGAUACUAAAAAGCGCCGGUCGAUGUCAAGUGCCAAAGGGAUGAAGUUGGAACUUGACUCGUGUACACACACUAAAGGGACGUUGUCUGGAGAAAGCACCCCUCGACUGAGUGAGACAAAGACGUUUGGAACACGAGUUCAAAAGUGUCGAACAGAGAAUGAAAUAGAGAAGAUCGGGAGGACACGAGAAAUCAAUCCAAAUGUUAAAUUGUAUGGAAGUGAACAACUUGAGAUGCACAAGGACUCUCCGCCUUUUGAAGAUGUUCAAUUGAAAAAACAUUCUAUUGGGAAGACUGUGUUAUGUCGAUUCAGUGAGCCCACGAAACCAAAAGAGUCGCCACAAACAAACACAAUUUCAGAUGCUGCGUGUUUCCCAUGUGACCAAGAAACGCUGCUGUCUGAUAACGACACACAAACACCAAGAGAAAAACAGAAGAAAACGGGAUGUAUGAGUGAUAGAGAGGAUUCGGGACAUAAGAUCCAUAAUCUCUUUAGAAGACACAACAGUUUGAAGCAUAAAGACAAAAUAGAAGUGCCAGACACAACAAAGGACGUCAACUUUAUUACAGGAAAGCAGAAGGUGGACAGACUCUUCAAUCCAAAUGAAGUGUUGACUUCACCCAUUCACAAAUCAUCGAAAACACUAAACAAGACACUCCGAUCACACACAAGAACACCAGGAGGGGUGGAGCAAAUUAAAUUGUAUAUUGAUGGCGUCUUGGUGAACAACGAUACACUCGAAAUGCCUAAAGCUGGGACCCAUCAAGAGCCCGAGAAGUUUGAAGAGUUCAAAGAAGAUGAAAAGAAGAGUACAAACAACUCCGAAAGUAAUUCCGAUAACUCCGAUACAGGAACAAAGACAAAUACUAUGCUAAAUAUCGAGAAACCAUCGGAUGAAACAUUUAAAGACAGUCUUGGGAGUCAAGUCUGUAUGGACUCCAAGCCUAUUGAACUUGAGUAUACACAACCAAAGGAACACACAUUUGAAAUACAACCGGAACGGACACCAGAAGGCGUUGAAAGUGUAUUUAAAGACUUAAAAGAAACUCAAGAAACAGAACACCGAACGGAUGUGAAACAAAUGAAAACGAUCUUUGAAAGAAAAUCCGAAGAGGUGUGCGAACCAAAACCUUCUCCGAGGCGGCUCAGUCAAAGGAUCUUUGUUAACAAACCAAAACAGAAUAUUGAAAUUGACUUGGACUCCUUGUCAAAGUCAAAGGUGUGUAUAGACGAGAUAGUCCCACAUGAAGGUCGUGUGGAGUUUCUCAGACAAUUCAAUGAAAGGAUCAUCAAGAAAAAUUCGAUGGAGAACCAAGAAAAACCAAAACCAAAAAUUACAACUGUUGAUAAAAAGUAA